This is a messenger RNA of Chelonus insularis, 2483 nucleotides long. Its product is annotated as neprilysin-2-like. Bases 95 to 2437 code for a protein of 780 amino acids. Gene Ontology annotation, biological process: protein processing. The record is from RefSeq and is a predicted model, not a curated record. The transcript has 10 exons. Gene Ontology annotation, molecular function: metalloendopeptidase activity. Gene Ontology annotation, cellular component: plasma membrane. NCBI's taxonomy places the organism in Eukaryota, Metazoa, Arthropoda, Insecta, Hymenoptera, Braconidae.
UCAAGUCACUCAUAUGAUAGCAUCUCUUGUUGAUUAAUUAUAAAAACUUAUAGGAAAAUAUUCGAAGUGUUAUGUGUUAUAAAUCAGUGACAACAUGGAAAUGCCAAUGAUGAACAAUGGGAAACAUACGAUAGUUAAAAAUCCGACAUGGUGGAAGCGUCGGUCAGCUUUGGAACGUGGGCUAACGGUGAUAGCAGUUUCCGGAGUCCUCGUGUGUAUUGCCCUGGCAAUAAGUAUUGGCGUGGUAGUCACGAAUUCCAGGUCGUGCGAUACAGCAACAACCACUGGCACAGGUGAGCAACAGCACCAGCAUUAUUCCCGUGGCAUUUGCCCGAGCUCCCUUUGUCGCCAACGGUACAACAACACACCACCAUCUACUCUGAGUACAAAAGAUGUAUGCUAUACUCCAGAAUGUAUUCAUGUUGCGUCAAAAAUUUUAAAUAAUAUGAAUCCAAAUAUCGAUCCUUGCGAUGACUUUUAUAAAUUUGCUUGUGGUGGAUUCAUCAAUACUACGAGAAUUCAAGAUGAAAAAAUUAUUGUUGACAAUUUUAGUAUAACCAAUAGUAAAAUUCUCGAACAGUUACGAACUACUAUUGAGGAAAAAGAUUUUCAUAACGAGAUUAGACCCUUUAAACUUGUCAAAGAAUUAUACAGCAUUUGUAUGAAUAAAACUGCCAUAGAAGAACAAGGACUUAAUCCUGUUUUAAGGAUCUUAAAAGAUGUUGGUGGAUAUCCAGUUCUCGAGGGAGAUUCAUGGAAUGAGGAUGACUUCCAUUGGAUGGAAUUGAUCUAUAAGCUACGAGAUAUCGGUUACUCUUAUAAUUAUUUGCUAGAAUUUAGUAUUGGUGUUGAUCUUAAGAAUAGUUCAAAAAAAAUGUUUGGCUUAGAUCAAACACCACUUGGAUUAUCACGAGAAUAUUUAAUGAAAGGAUUAGACGAUAAAAUUGUAAAGGCAUACUAUAAUUAUAUGGUAGAUGUAGCAAUUAUCCUUGGUGCUGAACGAGAACGAGCUAAAACAGAACUUAUGGAGUCACUUUUAUUUGAAAUAAACCUAGCUAACAUUUCAGUGUCUGGUGAACACCGUCGUAAUGCUUCUAUGUUUUACAAUCCCAUGACGAUAGCAGAAUUGUUAACGAGGUAUCCAUCCGUACCUUGGAAAGAUUACUUCAACCGAAUCCUAAGGCCAAUCAUUGAAGUAGAUGAGAAUGAAAUCAUUAAUGUUAAAGCUCCUAAUUUUUUUAAAAAUUUUGAAGAUUUAAUUAUUAUUACUCCAAAAAGAACCAUUGCUAAUUAUAUUAUGCAACGGGUUGCAGCAGGAUCAGUUAGUUUUUUAAAUGAUGAAAUUCGCAAAAAACAACUGCAAUUUUCCAGAGUUGUUACUGGAAAAACGGAAAGAGAGCCUAGAUGGAUGGAAUGUAUAAGUAUUGUUUCGGGUCGUUUGUCACUAAGUGUUGGGGCCUUGUAUGUAAAGAAAUAUUUUAAUGAAAAUGCUAAGAAAAAUGCUGUGGAGAUGGUCCGUGACAUUAAACAACAGUUUAGUAAAAUGUUGGAAACGGUCGAUUGGAUGGAUAAAAAGACUCGUAAACAUGCUAUAUUAAAAGCUGCAACAAUGACAACUCAUAUUGCGUAUCCUGAUGAAUUAUUGAAUGAUACAAAAUUGGAAGAUUUUUAUAAAAACCUUGAAUUCAGCAAAGGUGAUUUUUUGGGUUCCAUGUUGAAUUUGACGAUAUUCGGUCGAAAUUAUUCUUUCAGUAAUUUCAGAAAACCUAUCAAUAAAAGUGAUUGGAUAACUCAUGGACGGCCAGCUAUUGUUAAUGCAUUCUAUUCUUUUAGUGAAAACAGCAUUCAAUUCCCAGCUGGUAUUCUACAGGGUGUUUUUUUUAGUAAUGAUAGACCGAGGUAUAUGAAUUAUGGAGCAAUAGGAUUUGUUAUCGGUCAUGAAAUAACCCAUGGUUUUGAUGAUCGAGGACGACAAUUUGACAUGAGAGGUAAUUUAGUAGAUUGGUGGGCACCUGCGACAAAAGAGAAGUAUUUAGAGAAAGCAAAGUGUAUUGUUAAUCAAUAUGGAAACUUUACUGUAAGAGAAGUUGGAUUAAAUUUAAAUGGAAUAAAUACUCAAGGAGAAAAUAUUGCGGAUAAUGGAGGCAUCAAAGAAGCUUACUUAGCAUAUAAAGAAUGGUCGAAACGUAACAAACCCGAACCUCGACUUCCAGGACUUGAUUAUUCACCAAGGCAAAUGUUUUGGAUAAGUGCUGCCAACAUGUGGUGUUCAGUUACUCGACCAGAAACUUUAAAACUUCGUAUCACAACUGGAUUCCAUAGUCCAAGUGAAUUUCGUAUUCUUGGACCUCUUUCCAAUAUGCCAGAAUUUGCAGAAGAUUUUCAAUGUCCUAUUGGAUCAAGAAUGAAUCCUCAUAAAAAAUGUCGAAUAUGGUAAAAAUAAAUUAUUGUUCCUACUCUUACAUAAAAUUAUUUUUAAAAAA